Messenger RNA from Penicillium daleae, 2625 nucleotides. Its product is annotated as 1-phosphatidylinositol-4-phosphate 5-kinase. The record is from RefSeq and is a predicted model, not a curated record. The coding region runs from base 1 to 2625 and encodes 874 amino acids. Gene Ontology annotation, biological process: phosphatidylinositol metabolic process. Gene Ontology annotation, molecular function: phosphatidylinositol kinase activity. NCBI's taxonomy places the organism in Eukaryota, Fungi, Ascomycota, Eurotiomycetes, Eurotiales, Aspergillaceae. The transcript has 2 exons.
AUGCCGUCCUUUUCGAGCGAAUCCUACCAGACGGCUACGGCGACCACCACCACGACCCAUCCUCCCCGCUCGUUCGAAUCUCCACAUCGCAAGUCUCACGACAAAAGCUCCGUCGGAAACACCUUCCUGUGGACCAACUGGCCCAACGGCGACGCAAACCACGACUCCCACCAGAAUGAUCGCCCAGUGAUCACCAAUCUAAAGAACGGUAGCGCAUAUUCUCUGAAUGGCACCCGCUCCAGCAUCGGCUCCUAUACGCGCGACCUCCCGCACUCCAAGGACGGCAGUAUGCACUCGCUAGGCAAUGGCUCCAUCAGGGAUCCCCGAGACAAUGCUCGGCCAUCAGCCAUGUUGGAUCGUAAACCCUCGGAUGCUGGACCUGGAGCAGGCUCUGCGAUGGUGCCGACUUCAAAUCAACAGGUCAAUGGUAGCACUACGAGCUGGAGCCACCGAUCUGCGCCGGGGAAGACGAUGGUCAACGGUGAUUCUCACUGCCCCUCCGCAGAUGAAACCGCAGUCUCAGAUCGGGCUACAAGCCCAUCGACUUCCCUACUGCAGAUUCCCAAUUCCGAUGACACCGGUCGUCACUCUCCAGAUCCGGAUCGAUUGACACCGGGACCAAACUCCAGUCAUCACCACUACUCCUCCCCUCCCGCUCCCUCCUCUCCCGAUCCUACCCUCAUGCCAGAAUCACAGCAGUCCAGUCUGCGGCAUCGACACUCGCUACAAGUUCCAAGAGCCCCCAGUGGUCGGCGAAACAGCCGCGACCAAGGCGAAGAUAUCGCUUACGCUACCGGCCGACUCUCCCCCCCCUCGCCCGGAACGCGCCGCACAUCAUUCAGCCUGAUUCGACGUUCAACAAGAGCACAGUCAGAAUCCGUGGAUGAAACAGUACCGGAUGAGGAAGCCGCUCGCUGGGCGGAGGCUAUCAAACAAAAGCGAGCAUCACGGCGACGGCGCGAGGAUGAUGAUGACGAACGAGUGAUAGUCGGUACCAAAGUUGACCAGAAUCACGUCAACUAUGUUACCGCAUACAACAUGUUGACGGGUAUCCGGUUUACGGUCUCCCGGAUCAAUGCAAAGGUUGACCGGGAGCUGACCCCCGCAGACUUUGACGCUAAACACAAGUUCUCAUUUGAUAUCACCGGCAACGAGUUGAUCCCCUCCGCAAAAUACGACUUCAAAUUCAAGGACUAUGCGCCGUGGGUGUUUCGACACUUGCGCGCAAAGUUCAACAUCGAUCCUGCCGACUACCUAAUGUCUUUGACCAGCAAGUAUAUCCUGUCCGAACUGGGCUCGCCCGGGAAGAGUGGCAGUUUCUUCUACUUCUCGCGCGACUACAAAUACAUCAUCAAGACCAUCCACCAUUCCGAGCACAAGCUCCUGCGGAAGAUCUUGCCGCUGUACUAUAAUCAUGUGCAAGAGAAUCCCAACACCUUGAUCUCGCAGUUCUACGGUCUACACCGAGUGAAGAUGGCGUACGGCCGCAAGAUCCACUUCGUCGUUAUGAACAACCUGUUCCCUCCACACCGCGAUAUUCACCAAACGUUCGAUCUGAAAGGCUCGACCGUUGGCCGUGAUCUGCAGGAGUCUGAUCUGGAGCGGAACCCACGGGCGACCAUGAAAGAUCUGAAUUGGGUUCGGAGAGAUCGCCAUCUGCAGUGUGGACCUGAACGACGAUUUGACUUUAUCGAGCAAUUAACCAAGGACGUGGAACUGCUCAAGAAGCUCAAGAUCAUGGAUUAUUCCCUACUUGUUGGCAUUCACGAUGUUGAGCGCGGCAACGAAGAGAAACUCCGUGACAAGACGCUUCAGGUCUUCCAACCCGGUGGCGAUCGUGAAGAGGAGGCCAAGGGUAACAUGCUGAUGCGGACGCCGUCGAAACUCGAGAACGAACGCAAGGCUCGUGAACUGCGCAUGCUGAUCAAGCGUGAGCGACCAGUGCCCUUGGACAAAUCCGCGGCCAAGAUGCCAGAAGAGGUUCUAGAUUCGCGGAAAAUGAAUCUCAAAUUCUACUCUGACGACGGCGGGUUCCGCGCCACCCGCGAGGACGGUUCCUUUGGCGACGAGAUUUACUAUCUUGGCAUCAUUGACUGUCUCACGCACUACGGUAUGGUCAAGAAGAUUGAGAAUUUCUUCAAGGGCCUCUCGCACGAUCGGACUCAAAUCUCUCCGAUUCCACCAGAGAACUAUGGAGAUCGAUUUGUGAAAUUUGUCAAGGGCAUUACCAUGUCAAAAGAAGAAGCCGAGCGGCGACGUGAGUCGCAGGCUUCAGCUAGAGUAGUGAAUGAGAAGCGUCAGUCCCGGUCUUCCUCUGUCGAGCGCACCAUGCAGGCAGCCGAGAAGGAGGCGGCGAAGGAUGUAUCGGUGACGCACCCUCGCACCCUGGCCACUGUGUGGGAUCCCGCAGAUGCAGCCGGUCCCGGCCCAACCUCUACCCUACCCAUCGUUGAUGAAGCUGGCGAAGCUAGCAGCGUCGGCGGUCACAGCUCGCACAGCCGACAGGGUCGUCGAUUGUCUGAUAAGGAUCUUCCUCCCGUGCCAACCGACGAGCACCCACCAACCUCUACCAAGGGCAAGGAAAUUGACCGAGGCGAAGACUACCUCGCGAACAAGCGCCGGUGA